Necator americanus (New World hookworm) is the source of this 1629-nucleotide messenger RNA. RefSeq lists its product as uncharacterized. Gene Ontology annotation, molecular function: metal ion binding. The coding region runs from base 1 to 1629 and encodes 542 amino acids. Lineage: Eukaryota; Metazoa; Nematoda; Chromadorea; Rhabditida; Ancylostomatidae. The record is from RefSeq and is a predicted model, not a curated record. The transcript has 14 exons.
AUGGCAGACGCUGUUAGACAGGGGUUCAUCUGUCCUUUUUGUAUGACUGAUCUUGGCGAUUUUCCUCGAUUGCAAAGUCAUGUCGAUACCGUCCAUCCCGAAAGAGGUCAAGAUUUAACCGAGACUGUCAUCGAUAAUGUGAAAGGAUUUUUCGACAAAGCGAAAAGAGGUAUGAGGAUCCUCGAUGCAAAAAUGACCGCGGAAUUGUCACAGGUGAAUAUUGGUGUUUCGAACAGUGUUGCUGAUCUAGCCAGCAUGGCAUCAGCAGUUCAAGAAAGGGUGAAUGAGAAGGCUAGAGUCACACGCCCUCCAGCGGUUAUUCGACCACCUCCUGUUAGGGCAGAGAUUGGAGUAACGCGGUCCAACACAGAGUACUUUCACAAGGUUAGGGAUUCUUCGGUUAAUGAAAGCGCUGUAAGGACCAAUAUGCUGAUAAUUCGACUUGAUCGUCUCAUCAAUGAGUGCCCUGUUGAUCCAGCGAAAAGAAAGGAGUUUGAACGGGAAGUAGUACCAUGGUCAGCUGAUUCGGAAUCGUUGCACUGCACACGGUGCGCAACGAAAUUCAGUAUAGCGAGACGUCGCCACCAUUGCCGCCUUUGUGGUCGCGUGAUGUGCCAUCAGUGUAGCAAAUUCUUGUCUUUUUUAUCUGCUAGAAAGCUGACGAAUCCUGCUUUGGCGGCAGAAAUGUUGAGCGGCGACAAAGCAUCUACUACUGUACAAGUAUCUCCAUCUCAUAGUCGCCGUCUUUUGGAAAUGACGCAGAAAACUACUGGAAAGGUGAUCUCGUUCAUUGAAGGCGCCGUUUCAAAGAUGCAGACGACGGAUGGCAGUGAAGAUGCUAACGAAUGUCUGCGAGUGUGCGGAUCAUGCAUGGCAGAUCUUAGUAGGAGGGAACUGAUGAUGGAGCAGCGAAAUCCACCAAUACUCGCUGAACAGUAUGAAACACUCGAUCGGAUGAUUGCAGAAGCUUCAGCCAUGGUACCCAGCUACUCACGUAUGGCUGAUAGUAUCAAUAACGGUGAGACUAUGUAUACACUGGCGGCUGCGGAGCAGGUUCGUGGUCGCCUUCUUCAGAAGCAACGCGACAUUGACUCCCUCAGUCAGACCAUAGCCGCUGAAGCAGAAAAUGAACGAUGUGGUGUGAGAGAAGCACAGCUAAGAAAAAAUAUUCGAUUUACUUGUCUUCAAACUCUACAGGGUAUGGUUUUGUCAAUGGUUUCGUUGCCGACAGAACAGCAGUACGAGAAACUCGUGGAAGCUCACAAAAAGGAAGUUGCUAAGCAAAUAGAGGAAUCCAGGAUGCGUAUAGCAAGUGAGAAUGUUGGCGUUCGAGCAUGCUCCUCUUUUCCGUCCAUUGUUUCCAGAGAUAAGCCUUUAUUGAGUGCAGUACAUGAACGCCCACGAAAACAAACCGACGACGGUUGGACACCACAACAAACCAAAGCUUAUAAUCCGUUCAUGGAAGAAGAAGACAGGCUUCAUCCGAUGUUCGAGCAGAGAGAUAUUAUUAAAGGAUAUCUGGCUCAAGCAGCCACGGCAGGUCGCCUCGAAGAAGUGGAGAUGCUCGAGCGAAAUCUGCGAGAUCUUGAAGACGAAAUGCUUAAAAUGGGUUUGAUAUCUCCGACAUGA